CGUACAAGUAGCAGAUUUCAUUGUGCAUUAUUUUUAUUUUAUAAUAAUAAAUCCCUGAAAAAUACCAUUAUUUUUUUCGCCUCUAAUUUAACACGAAUUUUUUAUAUAUAAAAAAAAAGGUCAAUUCGCUAGGGUUUGAGCUUAAUAAUGUAUGUUGUCGUCUACUGUUCAAACUCAAGUUUGGAGUUUUGAGAUCAAGCUUUCCAGUGCUUCUGUUCAGUUCGGCUGGAUCACACCCUAGAUCAAGCGAAGCCCUUCAACCACUGAUCACUCUAUAAUUCGCGACAGGCAGCCAUCGCUGAAACCCACUUUCUUCCGAGAGAAAUAGAGUAAUCAAAUGGAUGAAGAAAAAGGAGAAAGAGCAGAAGCACCAAUUUUCAAAGACAGACGCCGUUAUGUAUGCAAAUAUUGUGGAAUCUGCAGAUCUAAGAAGUCUCUCAUUACCUCUCACAUCCUCACCCAUCAUCCGGAGGAAAUCGACGAUGGAGGAAAGGAAGAAGAGGAAAUUUCGUCGUUGAAUACAUGUGAACAAUGUGGUGUUACAUUCAAGAAGCCUGCUCAUUUGAAGCAACACUUGCAAAGCCAUUCUCUUGAGAGGUCAUUUGUUUGUUUAGUUGAUGAUUGCCGUGCUAGCUAUAGGAGGAAAGACCACUUGAAUCGCCACCUUCUUCAGCACCAAGGAAAGCUUUUCAAGUGUCCAAUUGAAAACUGCAAUCGAGAAUUUUCAAUUCAAGGCAACAUGAAAAGGCAUGUGAAAGAAUUUCAUGAUGAAGAGUCAACUUCCCCUGACGUUGGAAGUCAGAAACAACAUGUUUGCCAGGAAGUAGGAUGUGGAAAGGUGUUCAAAUUUGCAUCAAAGCUGAGAAAGCAUGAGGAUUCUCAUGUUAAGCUGGAUUCGGUGGAAGCCUUCUGUUCUGAACCAAGUUGCAUGAAAUAUUUUACCAAUGAGCAGUGCCUUAAGGUUCAUGUGCAAUCAUGCCACCAAUAUAUUACUUGUCAAAUAUGUGGGAAAAAGCAGCUGAAGAAGAACAUCAAGCGGCACCUUCGAUCACAUGAAUCAGGAGUUGCAUCAGAAAGAUUUAAGUGUGAUUUUGAGGGUUGUCUUCAUACAUUUUUAACAAAAUCAAAUCUGAAACAGCAUGUCAAGGCUGUGCAUGAAAAACUCAAGCCUUUUGCAUGUGGCUUCUCUGGUUGUGGCAUGAGAUUUUCAUACAAGCAUGUUAGAGAGAACCAUGAGAAAUCUGGGUGCCACAUAUAUGUUCCUGGGAACUUCAUAGAGUCCGACGAGCAGUUUCAGUCAAGGCCAAGGGGUGGGCGGAAGAGGACAUGGCCCACUGUGGAAACGCUUAUUCGAAAAAGAGUAACUCCACCUCAGAUGGAUGCGACGAUGGAUGCAACGAUGGAUCCAGGGCAUACACUUGGUUGCUCUUAACAAAUUAGGACUAACCUUUAUACUAUAUGGGUAAUAUAUUUUCAAUAACCUUUAGACUACAGACUUUUUAGUAAAACUAAACUUGGUAAUGAAUGGGCAGAGUGUAUAUUAAUAUAUGUGGGUUAUAUAUAUUUAUUUAUUGUUGCCAUUGGUGGUUGUUUUAUCCAUAAAAUUGGGUGAGGGAAUUUAUUUUAAUACAAUAAGCUAGUUGGUUAAUUGUAAAAUGCCUUCACUCUUCACCGCAAAAGAGCCUUUACCCCUACACUGACCGGUGCCAAGGGCUCGGAUGCAUUUGUGUUAGCCCUUCAACAUUACAACAUUGGGUAUCUUUCCUAACAGAGAUUUUCUGAUAAUUAUCUUCUUAAGAUUUGGAUGUCAACCCUCAAAGGGAGCAUAUAAUUUACAAUUACUGUAGUACAAUUAAUCAAUUAUAAUUCAGUAUU
This is a messenger RNA of Durio zibethinus, 1875 nucleotides long. RefSeq names its product transcription factor IIIA. Lineage: Eukaryota; Viridiplantae; Streptophyta; Magnoliopsida; Malvales; Malvaceae. Gene Ontology annotation, cellular component: nucleus; nucleolus. Gene Ontology annotation, molecular function: 5S rDNA binding; DNA-binding transcription factor activity. Gene Ontology annotation, biological process: regulation of transcription by RNA polymerase II. The record is from RefSeq and is a predicted model, not a curated record.